Messenger RNA from Nipponia nippon (crested ibis), 1944 nucleotides. It is a transcript of the gene GALNT9, whose product is annotated as polypeptide N-acetylgalactosaminyltransferase 9. Gene Ontology annotation, cellular component: Golgi apparatus. NCBI's taxonomy places the organism in Eukaryota, Metazoa, Chordata, Aves, Pelecaniformes, Threskiornithidae. Gene Ontology annotation, biological process: protein O-linked glycosylation. The record is from RefSeq and is a predicted model, not a curated record. Gene Ontology annotation, molecular function: polypeptide N-acetylgalactosaminyltransferase activity.
AUGGCGGUGGCACGGAAAAUCAAAACUUUGUUGACGGUGAACAUCUUGGUCUUCGUGGGCAUCAUCCUCUUCUCCGUCUACUGCAGGAUCCAGGACCGCUCCCAGGAGCUGGUGCAGAUCGUCCGGAGCGCGGACCGCCGGGCCAGGAGCCGCGGCGCCAAGGUGGGCAGCCUGGCUGACAGGGAGUCCAUCCUGCAGCGCCUGGACCACCUGGAGGAAGUGGUCUACAACCAGCUAAAUGGUCUGGCAAAGCCCAUGGGAUUAGUUGAAGGUCCAGGAGGCUUGGGCCAGGGGGGAAUGGCUGCUACCCUGAGAGAUGAUAGCCAUGAAUCAGAGACUAAGUACGAAGAAUACGGUUACAACGCCCAACUCAGUGAUAGGAUAUCACUGGACAGGUCCAUCCCUGACUACAGACCAAAAAAGUGCAAACAGAUGACCUACCCAGAUGACCUGCCCCAGAUCUCCGUGGUCUUCAUAUUUGUAAACGAGGCACUCUCUGUCAUCCUGCGCUCUGUGCACAGUGUUGUGAAUCACACCCCAUCGCACUUGCUCAAGGAGAUCAUUCUGGUGGAUGACAACAGUGACAAUGUUGAGCUGAAAUUUAAUCUGGACCAGUAUGUCAAUAAAAGAUACCCAGGUCUGGUGAAAAUAGUGCGCAAUAACAAACGAGAAGGACUGAUUCGAGCCAGAAUCCAAGGCUGGAAAGCAGCAACCUCUCCUGUCGUCGGGUUCUUUGAUGCUCACGUUGAAUUCAACAUUGGCUGGGUGGAACCUGCACUUACCCGGAUCAAAGAAGAUCGAAAGCGGAUCAUCUUACCAGCAAUUGACAAUAUUAAGUACAACACUUUUGAAGUGCAGCAAUAUGCCAACGCAGCCCAUGGCUAUAACUGGGGCCUCUGGUGCAUGUACAUAAUCCCACCGCAGGACUGGCUCGAUAAAGGGGAUGAGUCAGCUCCCAUCAGGACACCAGCCAUGAUUGGAUGCUCGUUUGUAGUGGACCGAGAGUAUUUUGGUGAGAUUGGCUUGCUUGACCCUGGUAUGGAGGUCUAUGGAGGAGAAAACAUUGAACUAGGCAUGAGGGUCUGGCAGUGCGGAGGAAGCAUGGAGGUCUUACCCUGUUCUCGCGUGGCACACAUUGAACGCACAAAGAAACCCUACAACAACGACAUCGAUUACUAUGCAAAGCGCAACGCCCUGCGGGCCGCUGAGGUCUGGAUGGAUGACUUCAAGUCGCAUGUUUACAUGGCGUGGAACAUCCCCAUGGCUAACCCAGGAGUUGACUUUGGAGAUGUUUCCGAAAGAAUAGCUCUACGACAGCGACUGCAGUGCCGGAGCUUUAAGUGGUACUUGGAGAACGUCUAUCCUGAAAUGAGGGUUUAUAAUAAUACAGUCACUUAUGGAGAGGUGCGUAACAGCAAAGCUAGUGGCUACUGCUUAGAUCAGGGAGCCGAAGAGGAUGAUAAAGCAAUCCUUUAUCCAUGCCAUGGAAUGUCCUCUCAGCUCGUCCGCUACAGCUCAGAAGGCGUCCUGCAGCUGGGGCCGCUGGGCUCCACCGCCUUUCUGCCCGACUCCAAAUGCCUCGUUGACGACGGGAAGGGCAGGACGCCGACCCUAAAGAAGUGCGAAGAUGUCCUGAGGCCCGCGCAGAGGUUCUGGGAUUUCACACAGAAUGGUCCAAUCAUCAGCAGAGACACUGGCCGUUGCCUAGAAGUGGAAAUGUCAAAGGAUGCAAAUUUUGGGCUCAGAUUAGUCGUACAAAGGUGCUCGGGGCAAAAAUGGAUGAUUAGAAACUGGAUAAAACAUGGCCGCCAUUGACUGCUGGGGCUGAGACGCUGCCUCUCCUGCCGUUGUCCAUCGCUCAGUGUGCCAUAUCUUGCAAGGCAUUUGUCUUAAAGCAAACUAGUUUGAACAGGACUUGGCUUUCAAGAGUCCUCCACAGUUGGG